GCCACCCUAAAAGUUUGAUCCUAAAAUCCCCUAUAGACUUAUGAAUGACAGCUGUGACUCCAGGAAAUAUACAUGACCAUGAAUCUGCAGUUAGUUUUUGCAAAGCGGAACGAAAGCCUGACUUUUUCUCAUCCACCGGAACUGCAGGACAGGACACUGCAGGACCUGAGGCGGGAGCAAACGGAGGAAGUACCGUUACCUUCCCACGUGCGUGGACUGAGCAGGAAGUGGGUUGUGUUGUUUUGUUGCGGUGUCUGAGCUGAAUCUCUGAGCUGUUGGAGUAACAAUGCCUUCAGUUCAGUAUCUGAGAGAGUUUAUCAACGAGCGGCUAACUGCUGCUGCUGAAGAAAUAUUCACAGAGUUUGAAAAAACGAUCGUCCAGUACGAAGAAGAGAUCGGCCGUCAGCGCAGACUGCUGGAUAUCACCUGGAAACCCGAAAUAAAGCUGCACAGGACAGAACUCCCACAGCAUUAUAUCUGUCAGGAGAAGGAGGUUCUCACUGAGCAGCAGCUCUGUAACCAGGAGGGGAGCUCCAGUCUGGACCAGGAGGAACCAGAACCUCCACAGAUAAAAGAGGAACGGGAGGAACUUUGCACCAUUGAGGAGGGAGAGCAGCUUGUACUGAAGGAGGAGAGUGGUACCAAAUCAAAAGAAACAUUAGAUGUUAUUAAUAAAUCUGUUCAGGAUGAGGAAGAGAUUGACUAUCAGCGCAAACUGCUGGAUGUCACCUGGGAAGCUGAAAUAAAGGUCCACACAGACCUCCCACAUCAACAUGUCUGUAAGAAGGAGGAGGUUCUCAUUGAACAGCAGCUCUGUAACCAGGACAUCUCCAGUCUGUACAAGGACAAACCAGAACCUCCACAAAUGAAAGAAGAACAGGAGGAACUCUGCAGCAGUCAGGAGGGAGAGCAGCUUAUAUUGAAGGAGGAGACUGAUACCUUUAUAGUGACUGCUGCUUAUGACGAGAGAGACCACAAUGAACCAGAACGAGACAGGGAGCACCUCCUCUCUCACAAGUCUCUUGUAGCUGAGAACCAAGACCAGGAAGGAAGCAAAAAAGUAGUUUCAAGAUCAACUAGAAAUAGAAACAAAAGUCACAACAAUGUAGAAGACCCCCUUAUGUCAGAGGGUCAGUGUAACUCUGACAAAAGUAAAAAGGUUUUGAAAUGUGAUGUUUGUGGAAAAGCCUUUAAGUAUAAUUAUCAAAGGAAAAGACAUUAUAGAAUUCACACAGGUGAGAAGCCAUUUUCUUGUAAAAUGUGUGGAAAAAUGUUUGCAAAUAGUGGUUAUUUAACAAAGCACACAAGAACUCACACAGGUGAGAAACCAUUUCCUUGCAAAACGUGGGAAAAGGUUCCGCUGUACUAGUUCUUUAGCAAAGCACACAAUAACUCACACAGGUGAGAAACCAUAUCUUUGUAAAAUAUGCGGGAAAAUGUUUGGACGUCAUAGUUGCUUAUUGAGGCACCUGAGAAUUCACACAGGUGAGAAACCAUAUCAUUGUAAAACCUG
Archocentrus centrarchus (flier cichlid) is the source of this 1513-nucleotide messenger RNA. RefSeq names its product zinc finger protein 570-like. Gene Ontology annotation, molecular function: RNA polymerase II cis-regulatory region sequence-specific DNA binding; DNA-binding transcription factor activity, RNA polymerase II-specific. The record is from RefSeq and is a predicted model, not a curated record. NCBI's taxonomy places the organism in Eukaryota, Metazoa, Chordata, Actinopteri, Cichliformes, Cichlidae. Gene Ontology annotation, biological process: regulation of transcription by RNA polymerase II. The transcript is spliced from 3 exons. The coding region runs from base 287 to 1369 and encodes 360 amino acids.